GAUCAUGGAUGUAUCGUGAGAUUGAUGGAUUGAGCAGGUGCAUUGUGGGAGCCGAUUUCUGGUGCACGUCUCUGUCGGACUGUUUUUCUUUUUAAAAAAAUAUUUUAAAAUGUUAGGGGUGGUCGACUUUUUAUAGGAAAAUCGAAAAGGAUUAUUUCCACUUGCAGUAGCUUGCGCGGACUCUAAGAUGGAAGCCGGCGAAGGUGUCAGCAGUGCCACGCCCACAGAGGAGAUGAACGGAGCUGGAAACCUGAUGGAUUUCCUGGACGAGCCUUUUCCUGACGUGGCCACGUAUGAAGACUUCCACACCAUCGACUGGCUGAGGGAGAAAUCCAGAGACACGGAUCGCCACCGCAAGAUCACCAGUAAGAGUAAAGAGUCCAUCUGGGAGCUGAUCAAGAGCCUGCUGGAUGCUUGGUCAGGAUGGGUGGUAAUGCUGCUCAUUGGCCUCCUCUCAGGCACACUGGCCGGAGUUAUCGACCUGGCCGUGGACUGGAUGACAGACCUGAAGGAAGGAGUGUGUCUGUCAGCCUUCUGGUACAGCCACGAGCAGUGCUGCUGGACGUCCAAUGAGACGACGUUUGACGACCGAGACAAGUGUCCACAGUGGCAGAAGUGGGCUGAGCUGAUGACUGGCCACACUGAGGGAGCAGGAGCGUACGUGUUGAACUACUUCCUGUACAUUCUGUGGGCACUUCUGUUUUCCUUCCUGGCGGUGUCGCUGGUGCGAGUCUUUGCUCCAUACGCCUGCGGUUCAGGAAUCCCAGAGAUCAAGACGAUCCUCAGUGGCUUCAUCAUCCGAGGCUACUUAGGGAAAUGGACCCUGCUCAUCAAGACAGUCACCCUGGUCCUGGCUGUGUCCUCAGGUCUCAGCCUGGGGAAAGAGGGUCCUCUGGUCCAUGUGGCCUGCUGCUGUGGAAACCUCUUCUGCAGCCUCUUCUCCAAAUACAGCAAGAACGAGGGCAAGCGGCGAGAGGUGUUAUCGGCAGCAGCAGCUGCUGGCGUGUCUGUGGCCUUUGGAGCGCCUAUUGGAGGAGUCCUGUUCAGCCUGGAAGAGGUCAGUUAUUAUUUCCCUUUGAAGACCCUGUGGCGUUCAUUCUUUGCCGCUCUGGUCGCUGCUUUCACGCUGCGCUCCAUCAACCCGUUUGGCAACAGCCGUCUGGUGCUGUUUUACGUGGAGUACCAUACUCCGUGGUACAUGGCCGAGCUCGUCCCCUUCAUCCUGCUGGGCGUGUUCGGCGGCCUCUGGGGAACCCUCUUCACUCGGGCCAACAUCGCCUGGUGCCGGCGGAGGAAGACCACCCAGCUGGGGAAAUACCCUGUCCUGGAGGUCAUCGCAGUGACUGGCAUCACCGCCGUGCUGGCAUACCCCAACCCAUACACCCGCUGCAGCACCAGCGAGCUCAUCGCUGAGCUCUUCAAUGACUGCGGCGCGCUGGAGUCCUCCCAGCUCUGUGAUUAUAUUAAUAAUCCCAACAUGAGUCGGCCGGUGGACGACAUCCCAGACCGACCGGCAGGGCCUGGGGUCUACAGUGCCUUGUGGCAGCUUGCCCUCGCACUCGUCUUCAAGAUCAUCAUCACCAUCUUCACUUUCGGCAUGAAGAUCCCGUCAGGUCUUUUCAUUCCCAGCAUGGCGGUUGGAGCAAUUGCCGGGCGGAUCGUCGGGAUUGCUGUAGAGCAGAUGGCGUACCACCACCACGACUGGAUCAUCUUUAAGAACUGGUGCCGGCCCGGUGCAGACUGCGUCACACCAGGACUCUAUGCCAUGGUGGGGGCCGCCGCCUGUCUGGGCGGGGUGACCAGGAUGACCGUCUCCCUCGUGGUCAUCAUGUUCGAGCUCACUGGCGGAUUGGAGUACAUCGUCCCCCUGAUGGCCGCAGCUGUCACCAGUAAGUGGGUGGCGGACGCCUUCGGGAAGGAGGGCAUCUAUGAGUCACACAUCCAGCUCAAUGGAUACCCUUACCUGGAUGUCAGGGACGAGUUCACCCACCGUACUCUGGCCACAGAUGUGAUGCGGCCCCGCAGGAAUGACCCCCCUCUGGCUGUCCUAACCCAGGACACCACCACAGUGGAGGAUGUCGAGACUCUGAUCAAAGACACAGAUUAUAAUGGCUUCCCUGUGGUCGUGUCCCGAGAAUCGGAGAGGCUCAUCGGCUUUGUCCAGCGCCGGGACCUCACCCUUGCCAUCAAAAACGCCCGUCAGAAGCAGGACGGCGUGGUGAGCAGCUCCGUGGUCUACUUCACCGAAGAUGCGCCGCAGCUGCCAGCCAGUAAUCCGCAGCCACUGAAGCUGCGACGCAUCCUGAACCUCAGCCCCUUCACAGUCACCGACCACACGCCCAUGGAGACGGUGGUGGACAUCUUCCGCAAGCUGGGCCUGCGCCAGUGUCUGGUCACCAGGAGCGGGCGCCUCCUGGGCAUCAUCACCAAGAAGGAUGUCCUGCGACACAUGGCUCAGAUGAUGAACCAGGAUCCUGAGUCCAUCAUGUUCAAUUAGCAGCUGAGACAGGCUUCACUCCUUCAGCAGUAUAAAUAGGUGAAACUGGUGUGACACUACUAUACUACAACCUAUGAACUAUCUCCCCACCUCCUGUUGUAAACACAGCAGCACUGCACCAUGUGUUUCCAGUAUAACUGCACGGGAAUAUUUUCAGUUCAAAGCACCCAGUGACAAAAUGCUUCUGCUUCAGAUCCAUUGUUUUAAUAUUUAAAAUCCUCAGAAGAUCAGUUGUUUGCGGGCUGAAUAGAAAAGCAGAGUGUGUUUAUUGUUCGGGUUCACCUGCUUUCAGAUUUUGGUUCUUCCACAGUAAAUACAGGCUGUAGCUCUGUCUGCAGGGUUUGGUCAUAAAGUGGUACUCAGGCAUUAAUGAAAAAAUUUUUUUUGAAAAAAUGGGACCAGAUACAGUAUGAGAGGUGUUUAAGACUGCUGCACUUUCAGUUUGGGUUAUUUUGUUACACUAUGUGCUGCUGCCAUAUUUAUAAUAAUACUGCCUGUGUCAAUGUUCAUUUGUAUUAGUGGCACCAUACAAUGUUUCCGUUACUGAUGGCAGAAAGUGAUACGUGCUGCGUGUCGCUGUCUACACCGCUAAAUGUUUUAGUAUCCGGUAUUCCUUGAUUUGUAUCUGAAGGUUUUAGAGAGCCUUAAGAUGUGAUUGUAGUCAAGCAAUGGAGGUCUGCCUGGUUCUCUGUAGAAACACAUACGUUUAUUCAUAAUUCACACCCCUGCACACUAUAGGUUUUGAUACUGAUAUGAUGUGGAUCAGGUACAAGUUGCAGAUUGGUACUGGCAUCAGGGCAGAAAUAGUCAGAUCAGUGCAUCCAUGCAGUAUUUUUAGUCAGCAAUACUGGCUUUUUUCAAAAUAGCUAAUUUAUUCGCUUUUCUAGUGAUGUGAUAUACAGACAAAACAAGAUGACACUGUUGUCUGCGUUUCUCUUAAAACCAUAUUUUCAGCUUCCCAGCAGAGGAACUACAGGUUGGCUUUCUCAGAUCAGCCACUUGGGGCUGUUUUCCAGCCACCGCCUAAUCAAAGACUAAUCUUGUUGCCAUCUUGAAGCCUUCUUUAAAAAGUCUGUCAAACAUGAAGAGAAACUUUGAAAUGGAAGGAGCAAAUGGUGACCCUGUCAGAGUUUUGAUGAAUAUUGUUCUAGUUUUCAGAGUCCUCAUAGGGAGGCGGUUGCUUGCAGAGCUGUGGCCUAUGAUUGGUUAACCAUCAGCGUCGUCAUGUCUCAAGUAUUUCACUAGGACCUAGACUACACUCAUACUGGUUUAGAGGUAAAACUAGUGGAAGAGGUUGUAUUCUGCUUUUUCAAGUGUGUGCGUGUGCGUGUGCGUGUGUUUAGACAGGGACCGACGCAGGGAAAAAUACAGUAGAAAAGCAAAGUGGAACGGACCAGAUCAGUCCUUCAAGGAUGCUCCAGGUUACUGCUUGUUAUGUUCCUGUGGUGUGUGUGACUUAGGAUCUGGGAUUAACAACCAGCUAUUUCACCACAUUUCCUUUGUGAUAAUCUGCAUGAAAUCACCUGUGUAGGGGCCUUUAAAAAUAGAUUCAGAGCCAGUAACCGAGUCUGAUCUCAUACACCUUUCAGCUAAGCAACCAAUGCUACCAUUGGCACCUGUUAACACAAUAAUAUUAGUAACAUUGUACCUCUGCUGUUUGUGACACAAAAAGCUAAAUAUUACUUUGAGGAGUCAGGAUGCCUGUAUUCAGCCAGGCAGCUGCUGGCGCAUCAUUAAAAUGAAGGAAAACCACAACAAAUGACAGAAGCUUAUUUAAAGUUGCUAAUACUUUCAUAUGUGGACAAUGGAAAAGGUUAUAAUCUCUUAAAAAUAUCAAGACUGCACAGAAAUAAUUUGUUGUUCAGUUGUUUUUGUGUCCUGCUAGUGUUUUUAACCCCUCGGUCACUUCCUGUGUCGUGGUGUGUACUGUAGUCAGAGCUGCUCACGGUUCAUGAAAACUGGAAAAUGUAGAAACACACUCCAUGUUUUUAAAUGCCAAGAGACUGUAUUCAUGUAUUGAUUUUUUUAAUUUAAUUACUAGUGUUGAGCUGAAGUAAUUUUUUAUUUUUAACCCUAAAUAUUUAUCAGCGGUACUACUCAUAUUUGCACUUUGUGAAUAAAGUCAUGAUUGAAGUUCAGAUGGUGAAUAAAGAUGCCUCAGACCAGA
Molecule: messenger RNA, 4664 nt
Organism: Monopterus albus (swamp eel)
Lineage: Eukaryota; Metazoa; Chordata; Actinopteri; Synbranchiformes; Synbranchidae
Gene: clcn4
Product: chloride channel, voltage-sensitive 4
Exons: 12
Coding region: 188-2497 (769 amino acids)
Biological process (GO): chloride transport; transmembrane transport
Cellular component (GO): Golgi apparatus; early endosome; synaptic vesicle
Molecular function (GO): voltage-gated chloride channel activity
Source: RefSeq, a predicted model, not a curated record